Messenger RNA from Protopterus annectens (West African lungfish), 5481 nucleotides. It is a transcript of the gene GBX1, whose product is annotated as gastrulation brain homeobox 1. The transcript has 2 exons. NCBI's taxonomy places the organism in Eukaryota, Metazoa, Chordata, Ceratodontiformes, Protopteridae. Gene Ontology annotation, cellular component: nucleus. The record is from RefSeq and is a predicted model, not a curated record. Gene Ontology annotation, biological process: regulation of nervous system development; regulation of transcription by RNA polymerase II. Bases 273 to 1256 code for a protein of 327 amino acids. Gene Ontology annotation, molecular function: RNA polymerase II transcription regulatory region sequence-specific DNA binding; DNA-binding transcription factor activity, RNA polymerase II-specific.
CCCCUUGGCUUGUGAUGAGCUGGAUCGAGGAGCGAAACAGAGAAAUUGAGUCUAGUGACAGUGAAAGAGAGGGGAAGAGCAUGAGGAGUCCUAAGCAAGCUACUUGAUUUACAAACUGAUGCUGUAGCCUACAGCUUCGAGAGUUAAAGGACUUCAAGGACAGAAGAGAAGCUGUUCAAGCAAAGACAGUAUCUGCAAAAAGGAGUUGGCAGCUGUCUGUUGUUUCUCGCUUGCUCGCUGGAUCACUGCCCUAAAAGCUCCCUCGGAACAUCAUGCAGAGACCUGGGGGUCCAGGGACUGCUUUCUCCAUUGAUUCUCUCAUAGGGACGCCGCAGCCCAGGUCAGGCCACCUGCUUUACACAGGCUACCCCAUGUUUAUGCCUUACCGGCCUGUGGUUAUCCCCCAAGCUCUCUCGCACUCGCCUCUCCAGUCUGGCAUCCCACCACUGGCGCCCCUGGCUUCGUUCGCUGGAAGGCUCACCAAUACAUUCUGUGCCAGCCUUGGACAAGGGGUGCCCUCAAUGGUGGCACUAACAACGGCCCUUCCUAAUUUCAGUGAUCCCCCUGAUAGCUUUUACCCUCCACAGGAACUACCUGCACCGCGUACCAAUCCUGACCCCAGCUCAAGGAGGCAGGAAACUCCGGAAUCAGAUGAUCUUGGAGCUUCAAGGGACAAGCUCUCUGAGCAAUUGCACUUCUCUGAAAGUUUUCAGUCCCUCACAGGUGACAACAAAUUGUACAGCUCUGACGAAGAGAAGCUGGAAGUAAAAUCAGCAGAAAACCCCAACAGCGACAGGGAAGAGGACAGCUCGGGGGACAGCGAAAGCGAAAGUUUCAUGGACGGUCACCAUGACAGUUCUCUGCAGGCCCAGAAGAACAAACUAAAAGGUGGAGUUGGGGGAGCCCAGGAGCCACUCGGGCCCCCUGGAAGUGCCACAGGCAAAAGCCGCCGCAGAAGGACGGCCUUCACCAGUGAACAGCUUUUGGAGCUGGAGAAAGAGUUCCACUGCAAAAAGUACCUGUCACUCACUGAGAGAUCUCAGAUUGCGCAUGCCCUCAAACUCAGUGAAGUCCAAGUCAAAAUCUGGUUUCAGAACCGGCGAGCCAAAUGGAAACGCAUCAAGGCCGGCAACGUGAAUAAUCGCUCUGGUGAACCUGUCCGGAAUCCAAAGAUAGUUGUCCCCAUCCCCGUCCAUGUCAACCGGUUUGCUGUAAGGAGUCAACACCAACAGAUGGACCAAGGAAGCAGACCCUGAGAGUCACCUUCAAUUCUUGAACAUUCCCAGAGAAUGGUCAACAUAGGUAAUUACUCUUGUUAAAGAAGAGAAAACUGUAAGCACUUGAAAAACACUUUUAAAGCGUGAGACUUUGGCACACGUUGGAGGGUGCCCCCUACCCACCAUUUUACACAUUUCCAGAAGAGUUCAAAGGUCCUUGAUCUUCUACUACUGUGACAGCAGAUGACACGAACAGAAAUAUUUUGAAACAUAAGGACAUGUUUUACGUUCUGUGAAACCUGAAAGCCAAAAAGAAAACAGAUUUAAGGCUAAAAAUCUUUGCUUGACAAUAUUUCCAAAAUGAAAUGGCCAGCAAACUUUCUAUAAUUUGCUCUGUGAUAACGAUGGAGAAUAAAACACCACCACCAGACACCGUUACUCCCAGGAAUGAAAUUUUAAGGAAAAAAAUACAUAGAAUGGGGAAAGACGUUUAAAAUGUGAGUAAAAUUAGGUAGUGGGAGAAAGUUUUUUACUGCCUGAACUGCUGAUACAGUUAUAACGCACUGGCAAAACAGUCGCACCUUCGAAGGCAAGUUAACUAGAAUCUAUCUGCUGCAUGUGGAAACUGAAACAUACAUCACAUGUACAUACAAUAAGGAAAACAAGAAAGAAAGUGGGUAACCUGACGUAAUUGUAUACUUUGUAAAAAUAAUUUAUGUUCAAUGUAUUAUAUUAUGUAUAUAACAGGUUCUAUAUGUGAGUGUGUGUAUAUUAGACUAAAUGCACUAUGAAAAGAUACUGUAUAUAAUGGGUUUCUCGUUCUGUUUACUUUUUGGAAGGGAAAGAAACAGUGUUAUAUUUGUAAACUGCCAACCAUGCUAGGGGUUAUGGUGCUGCCCUUGCUAUAGCCACAUUAUAUGCACCUUCACCUAGUUAUUUGGAGGAUGUUCAACACCUUAAUAAAGGAUAUAAUCCUAAAUAGCUAGCUAUGCUGUACUCUGCCACGAAAAAAAAAAAAAACAGGGGACCCCAUGGACGAACUGCACCUCUGCCAUUUUAAUGCAUUCUACUGCUUUCUGUCAGCGUUGUCAUGAGCUAUAAUUCUAUAUAUAUAAUACUAUGGUGAGAUACAGGAAUACAGGAACAGCAGAUAUUAAUUCACUAAGAUACCAUUUGAGACUGAGACAGGAGGAGCAUCACGGAAAGAGUUGCAAAAGGAGACAGAUGCAACAUGCAGAGUAAAGACACAAUGCAACAUUUAAUUGUUCAACUUAUAUUCUAAGCAAUUUGGUAAGAAUAUUUGCAGAAAUUACUUUUAAAUUUAUGCACAUUUUUUACUCUCACCAACCCACUUUAUCACGUAAAACCUGGUUUCUUAAACAACGCCACUGUGCAACCAGGUAUGUUAACGCAUGUGUAAGUAACCAUACAUAAACAACCCCCUGGUGGUGCGGUAGUAAGGCUGGGGACAUAGCUAGGUCUACUCCUUGCAUAAAUCCAUUAACAUAACACCCCCAAUGCAUAAGUCUUAUAUAGCUUCCGACAACAAACUUUUCUUCUCAUUUGUAUGUAAUGUGAUUCCAUAAACAUAUUCAAAUUACUGCUAUAAGGAUCACAUCAGAGAUACGCUUGCAAUUUACAGCUGUUGGUUUCAAAUUUUACUGGUAAUGUCAUCAGCUUGUAACAAUACAUUUUCAUGAUAAUCAACAAUAUUCAUGUCUUUCUUGCAAUAAAAGUCAACGGACAAGCAUCAGAACUGCCUGUUUCUAAUAAUAAUAAUAAUAAUAAUAAUAAUAAUAAUAAUAUGUAUUACUACCCAACCCGUUGCAGCCAAUUUUACAUAAACGUAUCACAAAAAAAAACCGGAUCGGUUUGUACCUAGAUAUUUUUUUAAAUUAUGCUUCUGCAAUAAAGUUUGUCAAGUAUAGUAAGGCAUGACUAAGAGAUUGCUGAGAGCCAGUAAGGUUUUAGUAUAAGAUUCAAUGUGAAUGCAAACUAUUAUUUCACUAGUGAGGGAACUAUGAGUCCAUGGAAUGUGUGGGAGGGCCGGAAAACAAAGAUCUAGAACAAUACCCUACAGUCCAUGCUGCUGUCUUCCAAAAUAAGCAAACAAAAGGAUUAGUAUAUAAAGUAAGUUGGAAGACUAUAAAUGUGUCAUCUGCAAACAAACGAAACUGUGUUAGUGUUAAUUUAUUGCAAAAUGUCUGACUCUUGAGCAGGUUAACAUCUUACACUUCAAAAUAUUAACAUUCAAACAAACUGUGAGCAAGUGUAGUGUUUCAGAAUGAUCAGUCCUGGGUUUCUCUUCUUUUGUAUUUGGAGGAAAAUGUUUCUGCCUUGUAGGAAGUAGUCUAGUACAAAUAUUAAAAUUGGGCCUGAUUUCAGAUACAGCCCAUGGCACCAGAAUGUACCACUGGGAAUUCUGACAUUUGUACAUAUAUGAAUGAAAGUUCAGAUACACAUGUAAGCAUACUGUUACAGAAAACUAUAUCCAUGUGUACUAAUGAAUGCGCACAUGCCCUGGGCCAUAUAGAAAAGUAUUGGAACAUGCUUUUCUGGAGAAAUCCACUCUGGGAUCUUUAUAACUUCAUCCAACAGUUGCAUUUUACAGCAGCAAUGACUCUGAUGAGUAUUUUGACCUAUCCCAUAGUUUUCAACGAUUGUGUUUUUUUCCCACCUUCCUCUUCCAUGCUUUCCUAUCUGACACUGUCAAAGAUAUUACCUAUGUAAAAAGUAACAUUUACUGAAUAUUACUCUGAGAAAACAGAAAAUGAAUCCACAAUGCAGCCACAAACUUCCUAAAUGCACCAAAAAAUUAAAAUAAAAUAACGUUUGGUUUCUGUUUUCAGUCAGUAAUUAAGACAUACAUUUUGAAGUUAGCAUUUGUUUUUAUACUGACUUAUGGUGUUCUUUUUAUGCUUCAUACUGAGGAAAUACAAUUUUUAUAUUUGAUUAAGGACACAAUAUUCAACCCUUUUUGCAUCCUCUUACUUCAAACAAUUAGUACUACAGAAAGGGUAUUUUCCUUCAAAAAUGAAUGUAUUUUUAAUGUAUGGUUUACUUCUCAUUGCUUCUUAACUGCUUUCUGCCUGACAGUAUUAAUACUUGUGUAACAAGCUGUACUUUGGUGGCUUGUAUGUUUGUUUUUAUUUUUCCUCUCUUUAUCUGCAGUGUGGCAUUCACUGUGACAUUACAGCUGAUCAAUCUGUCAAUGAAUGAGCCAGUAAUUCAGACCAGCUGUGAUGUCAUUGUAACAGUAGUGGCACCAUUUAGGACAUAUAGAGAGGAAGAAAACUAACUCUUUUAUCUGUAAGGAAAAGCUUGUCUGUAUUUCCUGCACUAUAUCUUCAGAAGAAUGUCUUUUUUUAAAUCAAUCAAUGAGAUUAUGUUUUUCUGAAUAAGUAACAGAAAAUUGGGUGCAUUUUAGAUACAGAAUGGAACACAUACUGCACCGGGAAGCUUUUAUUUAAGGUAAUGCAGCAGGUUUUAAAAAAUCAGAUUAUUUUGCAAAACACAAACAUAGCUCUUACCAUUUAGGGAAAUGCUACCUUACUUUUUAGGGAAAUACAUUCUCAAAAGUGAAUGAUAACAUGUAUGAGCAUCAGCCAGUUUUAAAACAUACUCAUUGCCAAUGGUAUGAUUACAUUUUUUUUCUUAUUUUUGUUUGCCUAUCUGGGGCUUUCAGACUGAACUCCAGUAUCCACAUUAAGGACUUGAGUUAAAUCCCAAGACAUAUAUUGCACUACUGAGUGUAGGUGACACCACUUGAUGUGCUGCCUCAUGGUCAUAUGGUUUUCUUUUUUAUAGUCAGUAAAUAAAUAUUUCAAAUUUAAAACAUGGCUAAUAAUGUGUAAGUCUUAAUUUUCACUCUAAUGUCUCAAUGCUGCUCUCAUGUUUGUUAUUAAUUUAAUUGUGGCUGGGAACAGGGUUUUAGGAUGGGACAAAUGGUAACACUUUAUUUUAUUUUCACAUUUUCCUCCAAUCUGGCGUGUAAAUUUAUGUCUAUGUUUCAGUGAAGGUUUCUGUGAAACGUAUAUCUGUGUUAUGUACCUGUAGCUGCUGUGCUAAUAUGUAUGUGAGUGUGGGGGAGACAUGAGUGUGUAUGUAUUCAGUGAGUGGGAGAGAGGAAUUGCAGAGCUCUCUAUGGUCAUUAAAACAAAUUGUUACAUGAGUAUUUCCAACUCUGUUCUUCCAGUCUCCUCGGUCUCUUAAUGUAAAUGUCAAAAUUGUACAUUUGUGAUUUCAAUAAAUUAUUUUCUAUGGA